Messenger RNA from Phialemonium atrogriseum, 2782 nucleotides. RefSeq lists its product as uncharacterized. Gene Ontology annotation, molecular function: zinc ion binding; DNA binding; DNA-binding transcription factor activity, RNA polymerase II-specific. The transcript is spliced from 7 exons. The coding region runs from base 327 to 2450 and encodes 707 amino acids. NCBI's taxonomy places the organism in Eukaryota, Fungi, Ascomycota, Sordariomycetes, Cephalothecales, Cephalothecaceae. Gene Ontology annotation, biological process: regulation of DNA-templated transcription; DNA-templated transcription. The record is from RefSeq and is a predicted model, not a curated record.
CGGCCCGUGCGUUGGCCGAGGAGUCUUGGCGCGGCGUCCGCGGGCGCCGAGUGCGAAUGACUCCGCCGCUGACGCGUGCCAUGUCUCCACUCCGGCAGGAUUCGUGACCCUUGUGUUUUGGGUUCCGGGAGCCCCGUCUGGCCCCACAGCUGACGUACUCCGGGGGUUCAAGGCUUCCAGCCCUCUGUCUGGGAUUGGCAUCUGCACUCCUUCUUCCUCCUGUCACUCAAAUAAAUCUGCAUGUAACUGCCACAGGAACAGACUCAAAAAGCACAGGGAGGGCCGGCAGAGGGAUAAAUAGGAUUGAACGGGGCAGACUCGAUCCCAUGGAUGAGCCCAGUGAAGUCGGAGAUAGUGGAGCCCGGCGAGCUUGUGACCAGUGCCGCAUAAGGAAGAUCCGAUGCGAUAAAGAGUUUCCCUGCUCAAACUGCCGGACGGCCCAUCGCUCAUGCAGCUCCGCGGGCGCCGGCCACAAAACCCGAGAGGCCCGGCAGAGGGUCCUAAUCUCCGCCCAAUACGAGAGGAAGAUUGACCACUUCGAGGAGCGACUGAGGGGCAUAGAGGACCUCCUCAGAAAGCUCUCUGCCUCCCUUGACAACCGGCCGUCCGAGCUCCCGCGCCACACGCACCACACGCACCGCAUUUUCGAGCCCAGCGAUGCCACGGCCAUCACCCCCUCGGCCAUCGGCGACGGUUCGAGCACCGCCUACGAUGAGGACCGCGACGAGCUCGACUCGACCUUCGAGGGGACCUCGUCGCUCACGGUCCAAACCGCGCUAGCGAGCGAGUUCCUCGAGGACGCAGUUGGGAGGACGUCGCUGAGGGAGCUGAGUCCCGAGAUGAAGUCUGCCCUCUCGUCGCUGCAGCAAAUUGUAGGGAUGCAGCAACAGAAGCCCUCGGCCGAGUGGGCGAGGUUUCCAAAUCAAAAAUCCAUGCCCAGGGGCGGCAUCAAAGAACUCCCCAUGCCUCCCCUGCAGGUGGUGCUUUCGAUUCUACGGGAGAUGAAAGAGGAGCCGCCCUUGACCUACUGCAUGGUCAGCGCCUUCAUCACGACCGAAGACUUUACAAAAUACUGCCGACAGGUCUACUUCGCCACGGAGGACUUCAGCCUCGUCACCUUUAUCAUCGUCAAUGGCGGGCUGUACUAUCUCCUCCUGGAGAAGCAUAUCCUGGAGGAGGACGAGACCGCCGCCGCCGAGUUUCUCAGCUACCAGCACCUCUGCCAAGACAACUUGAAGACGGCCCUGGCAAACCUCCCCCUAUUCCUGCCAGCGAGGAUUGAUAGCAUCCAAGCUCUCCUCCUCGGGGCAAGCUACGCCAUCGAGGUAUCCAAGCCCUCCCUAGCCUGGCGGCUCAACUCGACAGCCGCCCAGCUCUGCAUGACGCUAGGCUACCACCGACAGCCGCCCAGCGGCGCGACAGCCGACGAAGACGCCGCCGCCAACAAGCCGGCCCUGUUCUGGUUCGCCUACAUGCUCGACCGCGGCCUCGCGCUGCGCCUCGGCCGCGCCUCGGCCAUCCAGGACUACGACAUCACCCGCCCGCGCACCAUGGGCCACCGCACCGGCAUGCCCGACCAGUGGCGCGAGGCCAUGGACCUGUGGAUCGCCCACGCAGAGGUCCAGGGCCUCGCCUACGAGCAGCUCUACAGCCCCGCCGCCCUGGCCGGCCCGCCCGCCCGCCGCGCCGAGUGCGCCCGCCUGCUGGCCCGGCGCCUGGAGGACAUCGCCGACCGCGGGGCGGCCCUGCGCGGGGGCGUCGCGGGCACCUCGGGCUCCGGUUCCGGCAGGGGGGGCCCCGAGCAGCUCGGCGUCAUCGGCGCCAUGACCAUCGCCGUGCUGCUCAAGUCGGACGAGGUGCUGGUGCGGUCGUCCCUGGCGCUGGUGUACCGCGCCGUGCCCGCGCCGCCGGGCCUACCGAGCAGCCUCAGCGCUGAGUGCGUCGAGGAGGCGAGGGAGGCGUUCCGGUCACAUCAGGAGGUCAUGGAGUUGACGGCUUCGAGCACGGUCAUGAAGAAUACGUAUCUGCAUUGGACCAUCCUGGGCGCGCCCUUCAUCCCAUUCAUCGUCCUCUUCUGCCACGUCGUCGAGACGUCGGACGCGGACGACCUGCGGCGGCUGGCCGAGUUCGUCGCGUCGCUGCAGCAGAGCUGCGGCGCCUCCGAGGCCGUCGACAAGCUCCACCGCCUCUGCCAGGUCCUGUACAACGUGGCGGCGCUCUACGUCGAGGCCAAGGCGCAGCAGCAGCAGGACCGCGACAUGACGCUCGUCGGCAACGACUUCGACAUGUAUCUGAGCCAGCUGGGGCUCGUGCCCCAGGUCGACGUGCCCAGCUCGGGCCUGGACGGCGAGACGGCGGCGGCGUCGAGCCUGGGAGACUGGUUCUCGGGUGGUAGAGAUAUGAUGGGUUUGCUGGAGGAGGACAUGUCCAUGUUCCAGCCGGAGAUAUAGUCGUCGUGUAUGGGUGCUCUUGUCCCAAAAUAAUGUCCACCCCUGUAGUUGCGGACUCUCGUCGUGUCCAUCCGGCUGCCACAGGAAAUAUCAUCGUGCUGCCCUUCAGUCGGUCGGGAAUCUCGGGUCGUAAACCUCGUAGCCCUCAUCCUCGGUAUCGCUCUCGACCAGCUCGCUCCUCACCGCAGACGCGUCUUCCUUGCCGGGGACCUCUUCCACCUUCACAUCCCCCGCCUUCUUGCUCUUAGCCUCCUCCUCCUCGCCUCCCCCGGCCCCCACGGGCACAAACGCGGCCUUGAACCCCGUCUUCUUAAACCCGCCCUUCCUGAACC